Molecule: messenger RNA, 687 nt
Organism: Saccostrea echinata
Lineage: Eukaryota; Metazoa; Mollusca; Bivalvia; Ostreida; Ostreidae
Exons: 3
Coding region: 20-676 (218 amino acids)
Molecular function (GO): protein binding
Source: RefSeq, a predicted model, not a curated record
ACUCACUUGCUUGAUUUUUAUGUCUUGCAUUGGGCAUGAAAGUGUUGCCUUCCUCUUGGACGGACACACGAAUCCGUCUUCAGCAAUCAAUCAAACUUGUGGUACUUACAAUAUUUACAACAAAAUAGAUGCCAUUGAAAAAGAGACUCAGAAAAAAAUCCACGACAUGGAGACGAUGAUGCGUCAAGUUUUGCUUACAGUUAACCAGAUGGAUGUCAAGUUGGAAAACAGCAACGUUCACAACAUGAGUCUUGAAAUUGAAAGACUAAAGAAAGUAGUUUCCAACGAUGUAAAAAAUUCAACAGAAACGGGUAUCGGGUUUACAGCUAAACUUACUCAUAGUACGUACAAAAGCACCACUGAUGUUAUCAAAGGUAAUGCUCCUAUAUUUAACUCCGGGAAUGCGUACAAUGGAUCGGUAUUUACAUGUCCAAUCCAGGGACUGUAUUUCUUUCAUGUGUCAGUGUUAACAAAUACAGAUGAUAGUGGUGCAUGGAUCUACAAAAAUAGUCAACAGCUUACACUUGCUUAUACUGGUUAUGGUCCUCACUUCAACGGCGCAUCUGUCUCAGUGGCCAUUAGGUUAAACAUUGGCGAUCAAGUGUACCUACGACCUUACAGUAAUUCACUCAAUUUGGAUGAGAAUUCUGCCUUCACUGGAGUCAAAAUAAAUUAACAUUUAUUCUU